CCGGAGCUUUGGUAAGCAGGAGAUUGUCAUCAAUGACCCUCACUCCUCUCUCCUCUCUUCCCAGAUACUCUGACCCAUGGAUCCCCUGGGCGCAGCCAAGACACAAUGGCCGUGGCGCCGCUGUCUGGCCGCGCUGCUAUUUCAGCUGCUGGUGGCUGUGUGUUUCUUCUCCUACCUGCGUGUGUCCCGAGACGAUGCCACUGGAUCCCCUAGGCCAGGGCUCAUGGCAGUGGAACCUGUCACUGGGGCUCCCGGUGGGUCCUCCCGACAGGACACCACUCCCACCCGCCACACCCUCCUGAUCCUGCUAUGGACAUGGCCUUUCCACAUCCCUGUGGCUCUGUCCCGCUGCUCAGAGAUGGCGCCUGGCACAGCCGACUGCCACAUCACUGCCGACCGCAAGGUGUACCCACAGGCAGACGCAGUCAUCGUGCACCACUGGGAUAUCAUGUCCAACCCUAAGUCACGCCUCCCACCUUCCCCGAGGCCGCAGGGGCAGCGCUGGAUCUGGUUCAGCUUGGAGCCACCCCCUAACUGCCAGCACCUGGAAGCCCUGGACGGAUACUUCAAUCUCACCAUGUCCUACCGCAGCGACUCCAUCUUCACGCCCUACGGCUGGUUGGAGCCGUGGUCCGGCCAGCCUGCCCACCCACCGCUCAACCUCUCGGCCAAGACCGAGCUGGUGGCCUGGGCGGUGUCCAACUGGAAGCCAAACUCCGCCAGGGUGCGCUACUACCAGAGCCUGCAGGCCCAUCUCAAGGUGGACGUGUACGGACGCUCCCACAAGCCCCUGCCCAAGGGGACCAUGAUGGAGACCCUGUCCCGGUACAAGUUCUACCUGGCCUUCGAGAACUCCUUGCACCCCAACUACAUCACCGAGAAGCUGUGGAGGAACGCCCUGGAGGCCUGGGCCGUGCCCGUGGUGCUGGGCCCCAGCAGAAGCAACUACGAGAGGUUCCUGCCGCCCGACCCCUUCAUCCACGUGGACGACUUCCAGAGCCCCAAGGACCUGGCCCGGUACCUGCAGGAGCUGGACAAGGACCAUGCCCGCUACCUGAGCUACUUUCGCUGGCGGGAGACGCUGCAGCCUCGCUCCUUCAGCUGGGCACUGGAUUUCUGCAAGGCCUGCUGGAAACUGCAGCAGGAAUCCAGGUACCAGACGGUGCGCAGCAUAGCGGCUUGGUUCACCUGAGAGGCUGGUGUGGGGCUUGGGCUGCCAGGAACCUCAUCUUCCUGGGGCCUCACCUGCUGGAGUCCUUUGUGGCCAGCCCUCUCACUUAUCUGGGACCUCACACCCUGGGCUUCGCGGCUGCCAGGAGCCUCCCCUCCAGAAGCCUUGCCUGCUGGGGACCUCGUCUGCUGGGGACCUCACCUGCUGGGGACCUUGGCUGCUAGAGGCUGCACCUACUGAGGAUCUCGGCUGUCGGGGACUUUACCUGCUGGGACCUGCUCCCAGAGACCUUGCCACACUGAAUCUCACCUACUAGGAGCCUCACCUGCUGGGGACCUCACCCUGGAGGGCCCUGGGCCCUGGGGAACUAGCUUACUUGGGGCCCCACCCAGGAGUGAUGGUUCUGGCUGAUUUGUUUGUGAUGUUGUUACCCGCCUGUGAGGGGUGCAGAGAGAUAAUCAUGGCACCGUUUCCAGAUAUAAUACUGCAAGGAAAAAUGAUGACGU
Molecule: messenger RNA, 1677 nt
Organism: Pongo pygmaeus (Bornean orangutan)
Lineage: Eukaryota; Metazoa; Chordata; Mammalia; Primates; Hominidae
Product: 3-galactosyl-N-acetylglucosaminide 4-alpha-L-fucosyltransferase FUT3
Exons: 1
Coding region: 77-1192 (371 amino acids)
Cellular component (GO): membrane
Molecular function (GO): alpha-(1->3)-fucosyltransferase activity
Source: RefSeq, a predicted model, not a curated record